This is a messenger RNA of Malassezia sympodialis ATCC 42132, 525 nucleotides long. It is a transcript of the gene MXR1, whose product is annotated as peptide-methionine-S-sulfoxide reductase. Gene Ontology annotation, molecular function: peptide-methionine (S)-S-oxide reductase activity. The record is from RefSeq and is a predicted model, not a curated record. NCBI's taxonomy places the organism in Eukaryota, Fungi, Basidiomycota, Malasseziomycetes, Malasseziales, Malasseziaceae.
AUGGCGCAAGCGGACAUUGCUACAUUUGCCAAUGGGUGUUUCUGGGGGACGGAGCACAUCUACCGCAAGUAUUUUAGUGGCAAGGGCCUACUGGAUGUGAAGGUGGGCUUUAUCGGUGGCAAAAAGGACUUUCCCAAUCCGACCUACCGCGAUGUGUGUACGGGAAAAACGGGCCACGCCGAAGCGGCCCAGGUAGUGUUUGACCCUGCGCAAGUGUCCUACGCCGAGCUAGUCGAGUUUUUUUACCGCACGCAUGAUCCCACGCAGGUGAAUGGCCAGGGACCCGAUAUUGGGACGCAAUAUCGUAGUGCGCUCUUUCCUCACACAGAUGAGCAGGAGAGGACGGCAAAGAGGGUGACGGAGGAAGUGCAGGCAAAGCAUUUUCAGCCGAAAGGCAGCCAGAUCGCCACACAGAUUGAGCGACUGCCCGUGGAGGAUUUCUUUGUGGCUGAGGACUACCACCAGGCGUACUUGAUCAACAACCCGAGCGGGUACCACUGCCCGACGCACCGCCUAUGGUGGUAG